Molecule: messenger RNA, 1764 nt
Organism: Blepharisma stoltei
Lineage: Eukaryota; Ciliophora; Heterotrichea; Heterotrichida; Blepharismidae
Source: the annotation of a GenBank genome assembly
AUGGUCAUUUUCAGAAAUAUGAGCAUUCUCACGAAAACCUCCCUCUCCCUUUGCGCAAUUUGUGCCAGCACGAUCGCCCUUUUUGAGUAUUCCCAUGAUUACAUUACGAAUUUGCUCGUUCGCUCUACAAGAACAUCUCUGAGGGAGCCAGAGCUUCGUGAUGAUGUAUAUAUACUAAUGAGAAGGCUAUUGACAAGACUUCUAAAUGACUCAACUACAAGAGAAAAAGCUUCUGAGUUCUUCAAGGCGGCCUUGCACUCUGAGAAGCUUGAAAAUUCAACUCUGGAUGUGACAUUAAAGAAUAUGCAGACAAUUGAGUACCAAUCUGAAGCUUUAAAUCUGAUGGUAGCCAUCUCCGAUCAUGUAUUACGUGAUGAAACUUUGAAGAUGAAGACCAAAAACCUGUCCUCGACUUAUAAGGAAGCAGCAGCAUAUAUGCAAAAUGUGAAAAAAAUAAAAAUUGGUAGAAAAAGCCAGGAUAUAUUGAAAGCUGAUUUUGAGAUGCCUAAAGUCAACUUCAACGAGAUGGUUAAAGAAUAUUACCAGGAUUAUUAUGCAGAGCAAUUGAAAGAGCUGAUCAGAAAGCAAAUGAGUCAACAUAUUUUUAAUAUCCCAAAGCAUGACAUUCCAAGACCCAAAGAAGCAAAAACUGUUCCGAUGCUUGGUGCUGUUACUGGUUUCCAAGCAAUCACUAAUCAACUUGGUGUAGCGUUAUCAUUACCGAUUGAACCUGCUUUAGAAGCAAUUAAAUAUGAUAAGUAUGAAAUUCUAAGAAUUAAGCAGGAGGAAACAAAGAAUCUAGAAAUUGGGCAAACUUUUGAUAAGACUAAAGAAAUCCAAUUUGAUUUGCAGCCUGAAAUUUCUAUCCCUCAAAAAACUGAGCAACUGAAAUUUGAAGAAAGCAUUCCAGCAAUUCCGUUUUCAGCUGAAAAAGUAAUUCCUAUUGAUCAAGAUACAAAGAAAUUCGAAGAACAAUUUGUUGCUGAAGAAGAAGUAAAAAAUCAUGACUUUGAAGUGGAAAAGCUUAAAAAUGACGAAGUAAAUAUAGAUGAUUUUCUCGAAAAAACAAAGAAUCUGAUAAAAAGUGCAUCAUCUUUAGUCUUUGAAGCAGAAGCUCGCCCAGAAACUGAAGUGCUCAGUAAAGAAGUUUCGAUUCCUUUUAUAAAGAAAGAGUCCUUGAAAAUAAAGAAUUUGAAAAUUGAAGGUCUGAUUCAGAAGUUGAAGCUUGAGUCUUUAGACUGGGGCAAUGCCAAGGUUGAUGAAUCUUUUCAUGUUGAGCUUCAGAGUCCAGAAAAUGCUCAGGAUCAAGAGUCAUUUGUAAGAGAGCCUUUAAACAUUGAUUCCUUAAAACUUGAGAGUGUACAGAUCGAAGAGCCAUUUCACGUUGAUUUAUUAGGCCCUGAAAGAAAUGAGAGCCAAGAAAUAUCUGCUAAAAAUUCAAUGGAUCUCGAAUCAUUAAACUUAGAAAAAGCAAAUAUAGACGAAUCAUUCCAUAUAGAUUUAAUGAGUCCUGAAAGUAUUGGGGAAAAAGAAGUAUCAGCUGCCCCUUUAUCAGCUGAUGCAAAUAAUUUAGCUUUUGAAAGCUUGGAAAGUGCUCUCGAAUUUCACAAGAAAGAAAUUCUUCAGAAUUCAGAAGGCCACAUUCUAGAAGCUAUGAAAGAACUCACUGAUGAGAUUGAGAGUUUUGGAUCCCCUAUGAAAUUUGAAAGCAUUGAAAAAGAUUUACUAUUGGAACGCAUUGAAAGUCAACACAUAAAAUACUAA